Messenger RNA from Prunus avium (sweet cherry), 2215 nucleotides. Its product is annotated as heat shock 70 kDa protein 4-like. Gene Ontology annotation, molecular function: ATP binding; ATP-dependent protein folding chaperone. The record is from RefSeq and is a predicted model, not a curated record. NCBI's taxonomy places the organism in Eukaryota, Viridiplantae, Streptophyta, Magnoliopsida, Rosales, Rosaceae.
UGGCACAAAUACUCUCAACACAUCCCUCCUCUCUCUCCCUCUUUGGUUGGGUCUUUUUGUUGAGAGCUGGAAUGGGCUUGUUGGACUGCUGCGAAAAGUUAUGCCUGUUACUUUUACCCAAGUCAAGUUUCCCCAAAAAAAUUUCAAGCUAUGUUCACUCCUCCAAAGCUUUCUCCGACUCUUCUCUUUAUAUUUUCUCUACCCCUCUCCUCCUCCAUCUCAUCUCUCUCCUCUCUCUCAAAAUCCUAAGAAUCUGAAAAUCCACAGUGAAAGUCAAUCAAUCCCCUAAAACCCAACUGAGUUCGACUGUGUGAUUUUGAUUUCCAGCACCCCAUUUUUCUUCAUUCUCUGCCACCAUUUUUCUUCUUUGCUAUUCUUCUUUCAGUUUCCUUUUAGCUGACAAUGGCGGGAGCUUGCCAUGCAAUCGGGAUUGACCUGGGGACAACCUACUCUUGCGUGGCUGCGUGGCAGCAUGAUCAUGUAGAAGUUAUAGUGAAUGAUCAGGGCAACAGGACCACUCCUUCUUAUGCUGCUUUCACGGAUACCGAGCGCUUGAUUGGUGAUGCUGCUUUCAAUCAGGUCAUAAAAAACCCCACCAACACCAUCUUCGAAGCAAAAAGGUUAAUUGGUAGGAGGUUCAGUGAUGAAUGCGUUCAAAAUGAUAUGAAGCAUUGGCCAUUCAAGGUCGUUGAAGGUCCUGCUGAGAAGCCAGUGUUUGUGGUUACGCACAAGGGCGUGGAGAAACAAUUUGCUGCUGAAGAAAUCUCAUCUAUGGUUCUUGUAAAGAUGCGGGAGAUUGCUGAGGCCUACCUCGGUUCAAGGGUGAAAAAUGCAGUUAUCACCGUCCCUGCCUACUUUAACGACUCUCAGCGACAGGCUACGAAAAAUGCAGGUGCUAGUGCUGGGCUAAAUGUGAUGCGUAUCAUCAAUGAGCCGACUGCUGCAGCCAUUGCUUAUGGGCUUGACAAGAAGUCCGGUUGGUAUAGCAAGAGAAAUGUGAUGAUAUUUGAUUUUGGUGGUGGUACUUUGGAUGUUUCACUACUUACCAUAGCUGAUAGUGUCUUUGAAGUGAGGGCCACUUCUGGAGACACUCAUCUAGGAGGUGGUGACUUUGAUAACAGAAUGGUGAAUUAUUGUGUUGAGCAAUUCAAGAGGAAGCAUAAUGUAGACAUUAGUGGAAACCCAAGGGCUCUUGCGAGGUUAAGAAAUGCCAGUGAGAAGGCGAAGAGGAGGCUUUCAUUUAUGUCUGAGACUGACAUUGACAUUGAUUGUUUGAAUCAGGGUAUUGAUUUCUGCUUGACUAUUACACGUGCCAAAUUCGAGCAACUCAACAUAGAUUUCUUCGAAAAAUGCAUGCAGCCUGUUGAAAAGUGUUUGAAGGAUGCAAAUAUGGACAUAAGCAGCAUCCAUGAUGUUGUCCUUGCCGGAGGCUCUUCUAGGAUCCCCAAGGUGCAACAGCUUUUGCAGGAGAUGUUCAAGGGGAAGGAUCUGUGCAAGGGAAUUAAUCCUGACGAGGCUAUCGCAUACGGUGCCGCUGUUGAAGCUGCAGUCUUGAGUGGUGGGAAUCUAACUGGGAAGCUUCAAGACUUCACACUCUUGGAUGUCACCCCUCUGUCACUUGGGGUGAGGAUAAGGAAUGAACAUAUCAUGUCAGUUGUAAUUCCAAGAAACACCAGAAUUCCUUUCAAAAAGAAGGAGUGGUAUACUACUUCCUUGGACAACCAAGACCGUGUCUGCGUUGCCUUUUAUGAGGGUGAGAGUACAAGAACUACGAACAAUAACUUUUUAGGCUCAUUUUUCCUCAAUGACAUUCCUCCAGCUCCAAAGGGGGUCCCAGAAUUUGAUGUUUGCUUUGAUAUUGAUGCGAAUGGUAUCCUGAGUGUCUCUGCUGAGGACAAGUCCACGGGCCAAAAGAAGGGGAUUACAUUCAACAGUGACAGAAGAACUUCUCAAGGAAUUGAGUCACUGAUUUAAGAAAGUCUAUAGACUGACGUAAGAAACUUUAGUUUCUGGCAUGCAAUAGACUGAAAUAGCUUGUAUUAAUCAAAUUUCGUCCCUUGCAGGUUUGACGUAAUUUUAACGUUUUAUUUUAAGUCCUGAUGGCCUCAUAAUGUCUCUGAGGAAGUACAGAUUAGAAAGUCCUUUCUCUUGCAUGGUUUAUACUCGGUGUGUUAUUACUGUAAACUAGUCCAUUUUGGUGUGGUGGUUGUGUCAA